Messenger RNA from Guyanagaster necrorhizus, 897 nucleotides. RefSeq lists its product as uncharacterized. NCBI's taxonomy places the organism in Eukaryota, Fungi, Basidiomycota, Agaricomycetes, Agaricales, Physalacriaceae. The record is from RefSeq and is a predicted model, not a curated record. The transcript has 8 exons. The coding region runs from base 1 to 897 and encodes 298 amino acids.
AUGUUCUACGACAAUCCGAAUCGCCGCGCACGAGCUAGCCAAUUGAAAGCCGACAUCGAAGCUUUCUGUAAUGAAUUCAAAGCGCUUGAAAGACAAAGAGACGAACUGUUGAGGGUACUCAAGCCACGUCUUGGCGAAUUUCUCAAGAAGAAUGGCUACAGCUCUGCAGAAAAGCUGGAUGAGAGGGUUCAAAGCGUCCUCACAGGACAAGCGCUCGCUGAUUACAAUGAAGUGAAGAAAAAUGGCCGCGAAGAGCGAGCUAACUUGCAAGAAGCUAUUAGAAAACUAGCACCUGAAAGGGUUAAGGCGCACCAGGCCCCAAUGGAAAUAAAAGCCAUUUGUAUGUGGAUAUCCUCGAUUAAGGACUGGCUUGAUGACCCUGAUAUAAGUGGGAACCCAGAAAUAAUGAAAAGGGAAUUAGGUGGCGACUUCAAGGACGAUUUCGCCAAAGCAGAUAGAGCACAUGCCAUUGAGUACUUGAUUAAAUUUGACGGUGAACGCGGCGCAUGGAUGAAGGAGGAUCCGGACUGGACAAAUCUAUCCAUGUCCUCAUACAGCUCAAUAAAUCCACCUGCUUCUUUCUCAAAUGAUGAUUUAUCGCAAAAUUCCUCUGACGAAGCCAAGGAAAAGGCCUCUAAGAUCAUAGUCGAGUAUAGCAACGAGCAAGGUAACAAUGAAGUCGGCUCGCUUUUGCUGAAUGUCAUCGAUUAUACUAAGGAUACCACUAUGACAAUAGAUGCAGAGGGAGAUAAAUGGACCUUGAUCAUGGACUCCAUUGCAUUGAAAUGUGACAAAGCCUAUGGUCAGAUCAGGGACUAUCAGUUCUCACUCAAGGGCCUUCAAAGUGGGCACAUAUUGAUUGGUUGCAGAGUAACAUCGUUUGCUGGGGAACCGUGA